Messenger RNA from Fomitopsis serialis, 2286 nucleotides. RefSeq lists its product as uncharacterized. Bases 1 to 2286 code for a protein of 761 amino acids. The record is from RefSeq and is a predicted model, not a curated record. NCBI's taxonomy places the organism in Eukaryota, Fungi, Basidiomycota, Agaricomycetes, Polyporales, Fomitopsidaceae. The transcript has 5 exons. Gene Ontology annotation, biological process: DNA repair.
AUGCCAAGGGCCUCCGAGACACGCGAUGGUGCUCAGCAGACCUCGCGCGAUAGCAAGGUCAGGGCACUAGAGGAGCAGGUCAGGAAGCUCAGAUACGCCAAUGAUGAUCUCCGUAGCCGUCUCUUUGUCUCAUCCCAGCGAGACAAUCGUCUCGCCGAGGAUCUGGGCUUCGGCACUGCAGAGGAAGUCCAGACAGCCAUAUCUCAACGACCACAAGUCUUUCGGAAAGAGUUCAUUGAAGGGGCGGCACGCACUAUCGAGGCCCUCGAAGACCGCAUAGCAAACCACAUCCAGCUCGAGAAGACUGCCCAAGAAGGGCUCGCGGAUGCUGCGAAGGAGAUCGAUCGGUUGAAUGCGGACAAUUCCCGCUUACGCGUUCAAUUGGAGGAGGUUACAAGGGAGAGGAGUGACCUCACGAAGCGCGUCAAGGAGCUGGAGGGGCGACCGCCGAGUGCGUUUACCACCGGUCUCCCGACCCCGGCGACUGCUGCUAAGAAACGGUACGUCUGCGUCACUAUCACGAACGUCGCGCAGCUGAAUCUCUCUUCGAGCCCCCUGCCUUUCGCAGACGCCACUCCACGUAACGCAGCGAGUUCCUCGCCACCCAGACCGGAGUCUACACCCGGCAUGCUCACUGUUACCCCCGCUAUGUCCAGCCUGCCACCGCUCACGCUUUCCGUAGGCACCGAGAAAGACCACAAUAUACUCCGGGCGGAGUUGCGCGCCCUGCACGCGCAGUACGAAGCGCUGCGCUUGGUGAAGGAGCGCGCGGAGAGCAAGUACCGUGAGGACUACUCGAAGUGGCGCAACUUCAAGCGCUGGAUGUUCGACGAGGAGGGGGGGUCGCUCUCCGACGUGGUGCCCGAGGGGCGCGCACCGAACUUUGGGUACAUCAUGAAGCUGCGGAAGCGCUAUAUGCGCACGGGCCCGCCGUCGGACUCGCCUGGGCCUUCCGCAGAGGGCGCGCGAGCGAUGGACGUGCGCGAGGCGGCGAAGAGAAGCGCUGAAGUGAGACAGGCGAUCGCGGUGCUGCCGGAUGAAUUUGAGCAUGGGGAUCCGAUGGCGCCGCAGAGCUCGCUGACGGCGCAGUUGAUGGAGGCCAGACAAGCGUAUCCUCCGAGCACACCACCCGUGCAGGACACGGCGGAGCUUGGCUCAGACAGGCCCGCUGCGCCGUCCUCCGUUUCGCAAGGGAAGAAGCGAGCCAACGAAGAGACGCUGGAGGUCGUCACAGCAGCUGCGGCAGGCUCUCCUUCUACUCCUCGGAGAAAACGGCAGAGGUACGACGACUCGUCAGAGACUGAGGAGGAGUCGCAGGCGCUCUCGCCUAUGCUGGAGUCUCAGCCCGGAAUACGCCGUCUUGUGCCCAUGCCGGAUGGGACGUACGUUCGCAGAGGCUAUGGACCAUACCCUGGCGAUGCGGGGCAGAGUACGAGGGGCGCCGCGCCUCCGUCGCCGUCCACCCCGCGCAAGCCGAGCACGCCGGGCUCGCGUCGGUCCAAGCACAGUCCGAAGUCCUCCCCCUCGUCGCGCCAUUCGACGCCUCGCAGGCGGAAGGAGCGCCUGCUUGGAACGCCGACGAGGCGGACGCCGGGGACGCGGGGGCGCGUGGAGAAAGAGAAUCCCAGCGCGCUGAAGGGGCGCCCGCAGGACUAUUCUGCGUACAAGGGUCGCGGACGGUAUGCAGCCGCUGCAAAACCUGGUGAAGAUACAAUCAACGCCGCGUACGAGAUCGAUACGGCCCAGAACAACGGGUUAAUGCAUCAGUUCGAAGAAGUGGUGCGGGACAAGGAGCGCAGGAAGCAGCUACACGGGCUGACUGUGAAUGUUGCCGCGAGGUGUGUGAUACCCUCCGACCUAUUGUUGGCUCAGACUCACGUUGCCCGGCCUCAGUACUACAAGGCAGUAGGCAAGUUGCCGGCUCGCCCCCAAGCCCCGCUCUGGCGCUCGCCCCAUGCUACCCCUACGAAGUCGACGUCUUCCAGGCGCAGACGCCUCGCGGAUGCCUCGGGCGUUCCGAACUCGCCGCACAAGAAACGACACACUUCAGACCUUAAUGAAGGCGACCCAGAGGAAGAGGCGGCCAUCCAAGAACAUAUGCAGCGGAUCUCGCGGCAUCGCCAGCAGUGGGAACGUCCGAAGACGCCUUAUUGGGAGAUCGCGUUCCCAGACACGCAGGAGGCUGCGGCGAUCAACAAGCGCGCGAAGGAGAUGCAUGAGGAGAAGAAAGCGAGGAUUGAGCAGGAGGCGAACCGCGGGGGUAGGUACAAGAAACGGAAGACUUGA